Neopsephotus bourkii (Bourke's parrot) is the source of this 2092-nucleotide messenger RNA. It is a transcript of the gene SHLD3, whose product is annotated as shieldin complex subunit 3. The transcript has 2 exons. NCBI's taxonomy places the organism in Eukaryota, Metazoa, Chordata, Aves, Psittaciformes, Psittacidae. The record is from RefSeq and is a predicted model, not a curated record. Gene Ontology annotation, biological process: positive regulation of isotype switching; positive regulation of double-strand break repair via nonhomologous end joining; negative regulation of double-strand break repair via homologous recombination. The coding region runs from base 269 to 1018 and encodes 249 amino acids.
GGCGGGCUCAUCUUGGCUUUCUCCUCCGAGCGUUUUUGUUUACCGCCACCAGCAGCGUUUUGGCCCGUCGGCGUGAAGGCUGGCACCAUGGACGUUAACCAGCCCAAGCAGGAGCAUUUGCUGGCUCUGAAAGGUCCUGUUUUCCACUGAUCUUUGCAGCACGGGGCAAGCAAGUGCUUAUAAAUAAGAUGUUUCAGUCUAGAUUUGAGAAUCCUAAUCAAGAAACCGUUCCCUUUCUUAAGAAUAACUGGAUUCCUCCUGUACAAGCAUGGAAGUGGUCUUGCAUUAUCGACCAUAUCAGAGAGAUCUAGUAAAACUGCAGAACUUUGCAGAAGCAGCAGUGAAGGAGUUUCCCAUUCGUCGGUUACCAAGAUUUACACCCUGGUUUCCAAAUGAUUUAUACAGACUUCCCUUCAAACCAAAAAAGCAGCCACCUGUUAUUUCUUGUGAGGAAGCAGAAGAAUUGAAACAGCUUUCUACACCUUCAGAGUAUGUUACAGGAGCUCCUGAUUGUGACUGCACAAAAUACCUCCUUGAGUUUCAGUCUGACGUGAAACACGGGCAGACUUUAAUGCAAGCACAAACUGUUCACAGACUAAUUAACUUGGAUAAUCAAGGAGACCCACCACCUAACAGAAAACAAAAAUUGAAAAGGUCUUGGAGUGUCUCUCUCCCUAGCCCUAAGCUUAAAGAAAAGAUCCUUCCUUUAUCUCAAGAACUGCAAAAUAAUUUAGAAAGACUAAAACUGCAUGCAUUUUACAGAGCAAAGUGGGUAAUUGAAGAGUCUAUUUGUAAUAAUCAGAAUUUGGAGGACAUCUGGGUAAAGCUGAAUAGGAUUAUCAAGCAGAAUGAAUUGCCAUCUUGCAACGCUACUAUCCAAAGAUCUGUGGGACAGAUAUGGAUUUUCUGUGAUAUAUUAUACUGUGAAUAUGUUAGAAAUAUUCUUAGGGAAAAGCUAAGCCUUACCGAUAAGAUGAAUUUACUUGUACAUAAGUUUGGAAUUAUAUUUAGUUUGUAAUUGAUAGGUGGAGAUAAAAUUGCAAUUUGAAGUGCUAGAGUUUUUAAGCAGCUUAGGUUAUACAAGCUUUAGAACAGCUGAUGAAUUAAUGAACAGAAAACUGCUGAAUAUUACUUUUCUACAGUUUUUUUAGCUGUAAUAAUUAUUUACUAAGAUGAGUAAGUUUCUGCUUGGCUUAGUACUGCAUUUUAUAGCUUUUCUCUACAUUGGUGGUCUAACGGACAAAAAAUAAAAACUCCAGACUAUUAUGGCAAGCUGUGUCAGAUAAUUUCAGUCAAGCAAAGUACAUCCUCACUGUGCUUCUUGGAAGUUAAGAGAAGGGAGAAUAAUUUUAAGUGAGUUGCUAUAAUUGUUGUAAGGAUCUGUAAUUAUUUUUGACAUGGAGACUUUCAAGAUCUGAUUAUUUCCUGAAAGUAGUGUGUGUGGGCUCUUCAAUGGAAGCAUAGUUCUCAUAAGAAAUCAGACUUAUUUCUAUUCAUGUGUAAGCUGCUUUAGUAACAACUUAGCACUUGCUAGUUAUGACUUCGGUAAUAAGAUUCUGCCCCUCACUUUCCCUGGAUGUUUCUGGUCUUUUGUCUGUAAUUAUACUGGGGAACAAGAAAGCACUGACUUCCAGCUACAGGUCAGGAAAUUAAGAAGUGGGACACUUCCAUCUGUGAAAAUGUGUUUGUUGUCAUUGUGGAAGAUAAAGGCCUCUGAGGCUUUAAAUGUAUUUUAUGUUAGUGAAAGGCAGAAUUCAGCAUAACUUUUUUUUCACCUGAAAGAACAAGCUUAUUCUUUGAAAUAUUUUAUGAAAUAAAUUUAUUUCAAGGCAACACUGUCCCUGCCAAGUUGCAGGGUGAGUAAAGUAGGUAAACUGCGAUCAGUGUAACUGCAAUAGUAUGUAUUUCCGUUAGGCACCCCUACUAAUUCCAGAUAAUUUUGCUAUAGCUGGAGGUCAAGGUCUGUGGCAUCUGCAAGAGGAGGAAAAUGAAUGGUAUUUGUAGAUUGUUAUCAUUAACAUUGAUGGAAUAAAAGUGUAUGUAAGCAUUUCACCCCUCUGUGUAAAAACUAAAUAAAAUACCCCUGGACUUU